GAAAUCAACAAAUAGAUGUAGUUAGGCUAAUGAAUUGAGUAAUGAUCGAAUUAGUGGCACUUAAUGAGAGUCAAAAUUGAUAGUGCUAUUUCUUCGCAUGUAUUAAGCUGUACACGUAUCACUUGGCAGCGCCGUGAAAACAUGCCCCACAAGUCACAGAGCACAACCCCCAUGCAUAUAUAGCAAGAGAAAAAGGAAAAGCAAGAGGAAUUGGUUAAAAUAAAAUAAACGCAAACCAAGGCUUGGGGGACUUAUAUAGGCACACGCCGAGACAUAAAUUCACAUCUCAGAGUUUCCAUACACACUCCGAAAUCGAAUAAGUUGCAUACAUUGAGCUGCGGAAAUGUGGCGGUGCGUCGCUCGUCGACUUCGUGUUCCUCCACCCUCCGACGGAUCCACACCUAAUCACUCUCUUAGAUCUCACUUUUCUAGAUUCUUCUCUAGCGGAGGGAACUCGUCGUACACGGUGGUGGAUCAUAAGUAUGAUGCUGUUGUGGUAGGUGCUGGUGGCGCUGGGUUGAGAGCUGCUAUUGGACUUUCCGAGCAUGGAUUCAACACUGCUUGCAUCACCAAGCUCUUCCCAACUCGUUCUCACACUGUUGCAGCUCAGGGCGGUAUAAAUGCUGCAUUGGGAAAUAUGACUGAAGAUGACUGGAGGUGGCACAUGUAUGACACUGUCAAGGGAAGUGAUUGGCUAGGAGAUCAAGAUGCCAUCCAGUAUAUGUGUAGGGAAGCACCAAAAGCAGUCAUUGAGCUUGAGAAUUAUGGAUUACCAUUUUCCCGUACAGAGGAUGGAAAAAUAUAUCAGCGUGCAUUUGGUGGUCAAAGCUUGAACUUUGGAAAGGGUGGUCAGGCCUACCGAUGUGCAUGUGCCGCUGAUCGAACUGGACAUGCUUUGUUGCACACUCUUUAUGGCCAGGCUAUGAGACAUAAUACACAGUUUUUUGUGGAGUAUUUUGCAUUGGACCUUAUAAUGAAUAGUGACGGAAGUUGCCAAGGAGUAAUUGCCUUGAAUUUGGAGGACGGAACAUUACAUCGGUUUCAAGCUGCUUCAACAAUUUUGGCAACAGGGGGUUAUGGUAGAGCAUAUUUUUCCGCAACCUCUGCACAUACAUGUACUGGAGAUGGUAAUGCCAUGGUUGCACGUGCUGGACUCCCUCUCGAGGAUUUGGAGUUUGUGCAGUUUCACCCAACAGGUAUAUAUGGAGCAGGUUGCCUUAUCACAGAAGGUUCCCGGGGUGAAGGUGGAAUUUUAAGAAAUAGUGAAGGUGAGCGAUUUAUGGAACGAUAUGCUCCCACUGCAAAGGAUCUUGCAUCAAGAGAUGUAGUUUCAAGAUCAAUGACUAUGGAGAUUCGGGAAGGUCGUGGUGUAGGACCCUUGAAAGAUCACAUCUAUCUCCACUUGAAUCACUUACCCCCAGAUGUGCUCAAGGAGAGACUUCCUGGAAUAUCGGAAACAGCUGCUAUUUUUGCUGGUGUGGAUGUUACAAAGGAACCCAUUCCUGUUUUGCCCACUGUGCAUUAUAACAUGGGUGGUAUACCUACAAACUAUCAUGGAGAGGUGGUUACCAUUAAAGGUGACAACCCAGAUGCAGUAGUUCCUGGAUUGAUGGCUGCUGGAGAAGCAGCUUGUGCGUCGGUGCAUGGAGCCAAUAGGCUUGGUGCCAAUUCACUUCUGGAUAUUGUAGUUUUUGGCAGAGCUUGUGCAAAUAGGGUUGCAGAAAUCCAUAGGCCAGGAGGAAAACAAAAACCUUUAGAGAGUGACGCUGGUCAGAAAACAAUUGCCUGGCUGGACAAGUUGAGAAAUUCAAAUGGUUCAUUGCCAACAGCGAAAAUUAGGUUAAAUAUGCAACGGAUAAUGCAAAAUAAUGCUGCUGUAUUCCGUACACAAGACACAUUAGCAGAAGGUUGCCAAUUAAUUGAUAAAGCGUGGGAGAGCUUCCAUGAUGUCAAGUUGAAGGACCGGAGUUUAAUUUGGAACUCCGACCUGAUUGAGACUAUUGAGUUGGAAAACCUUUUGAUUAAUGCCUGCAUCACAAUGCACUCAGCUGAAGCCAGGAAAGAAAGCAGAGGAGCUCAUGCCCGUGAGGAUUUCACGAAAAGAGAUGAUGAGAACUGGAUGAAACACACUUUGGGGUAUUGGGAGAAGGAGAAGGUCCGGUUGGACUACAGGCCGGUGCACAUGAAUACACUAGAUGAUGAGGUUGAGUCAUUCCCUCCCAAAGCUCGUGUGUAUUAAUUUACUUGUACGGUUUAGGCGUAUUUGCUCCACCGAGGAAUGACUGGUGCAACUUGAAAAAAGAUGCAAUAAAUCGCCGUAGAUGCUUGUUGAUUUUUUAUGAUAAUUGUUGCAUUAUUCAUCGAUGCGGCAUCCGCAGUAGACACUGUAUUUGUAGCAGAAAAUAAUAGCAAAUACAAUUCCAGUUACUGGUUUUGUAUGUGGAUAAUAAGUUUUCUGAGUGUAUAUGGCCUGCCAAAUGACGCUUCAGCACGUUUUUGGUUGCUA
Molecule: messenger RNA, 2506 nt
Organism: Arachis stenosperma
Lineage: Eukaryota; Viridiplantae; Streptophyta; Magnoliopsida; Fabales; Fabaceae
Product: succinate dehydrogenase [ubiquinone] flavoprotein subunit, mitochondrial
Exons: 16
Coding region: 344-2239 (631 amino acids)
Biological process (GO): mitochondrial electron transport, succinate to ubiquinone; tricarboxylic acid cycle
Molecular function (GO): succinate dehydrogenase (quinone) activity; electron transfer activity; flavin adenine dinucleotide binding
Source: RefSeq, a predicted model, not a curated record